AUGUCCAUCUUCCUUCUUCUCGUCCAGCUUUGCGCCGUCAUCAGGCCGACCCGACCCAAAGCUCAGAUUCUCGCGCGGCAAGACAUUGACAUGCUCUGCAGUCGGACGUUCAUGAGAAGUAGCUUCAACUCCGUCCGUGACUCGGAUAUCAUCAACUCUCAACACCGCCAUCGGCGCAUACGUCCUCUUCCCUACCCCUCUUCUCGAGACCGUAUGAACGGAUCCAUCCAUCUCAGAAAGAUGGACGCACCUAGCACGCUGAGCACACCGGUGUGCACAACGAUGAAGGCAAAGAUCAUGACCGGCUCGGAUCGUACGGCGAUGCAAGAUGGCCACCACGCUCUCAAAAGAGAAGAAGUCGUCUUCCAGACACCGGGCGGUCCGAUGCCAGACGUCUUCGCCAUCAGCACGCUGAGGUCAAGGCGACUGAAGAAUAGUCCAGAUCCGGCGCCAAUGCCGCCGGGAAUGCCGACGGGUGUGAGCGAGUGUGAGACCGACAGCUAUGCCGCCAAGAUGACCGAGCAGUUGAACAAGAAUCCGCGGUGUCAGACGAGAUCGUCAGCACACCCGACAAUGCGUGCGACUGUCGUCAUAAGCGAGCACGCCGGUAUCAUGCAUGAACCCACCGAUCGCAGUUCACGCCGAUGA
This is a messenger RNA of Zymoseptoria tritici IPO323, 648 nucleotides long. RefSeq lists its product as uncharacterized. The record is from RefSeq and is a predicted model, not a curated record. NCBI's taxonomy places the organism in Eukaryota, Fungi, Ascomycota, Dothideomycetes, Mycosphaerellales, Mycosphaerellaceae. The transcript is spliced from 2 exons. Bases 1 to 648 code for a protein of 215 amino acids.